Messenger RNA from Miscanthus lutarioriparius, 1824 nucleotides. The record is from the annotation of a GenBank genome assembly. NCBI's taxonomy places the organism in Eukaryota, Viridiplantae, Streptophyta, Magnoliopsida, Poales, Poaceae.
AUGGCGGAGGAGAGGCUGGAGGCGGCCGCUGCCGACGAGUACACGCAGGACGGCACGGUGGACCUCCACGGCAACCCGGUGCUCCGCUCCAAGCGGGGAGGGUGGAAAGCCUGCGGCUUCGUCGUAGUGUACGAGGUAUUCGAGCGGAUGGCGUACUACGGCAUCUCGUCCAACCUGGUGCUGUACCUGACGACGAAGCUGCACCAGGGCGUGGUGCCGUCCGCCAACAACGUCACCAACUGGGUCGGCACCAUCUGGAUGACGCCCAUCAUCGGCGCCUACGUCGCCGACGCGCACCUCGGCCGCUACCGGACCUUCAUGAUCGCCUCCGUCAUCUACCUCUGCGGCAUGAUCCUGCUGACGCUGGCGGUGUCGCUGCCGGCGCUGCGGCCGCCCAAGUGCGGCGCCGGCACGGCGGACCCCAACUGCGUGCAGCAGGCGACGAGCGCGCAGCUGGGCGUCUUCUUCCUGGCGCUGUACAUCCUGGCCGUGGGCACGGGCGGCACGAAGCCCAACAUCUCCACCAUCGGCGCGGACCAGUUCGACGACACCCACCCGCGGGAGCGCAGCCACAAGCUGUCCUUCUUCAACUGGUGGAUGUUCAGCAUCUUCUUCGGCACGCUCUUCGCCAACACCGUGCUCGUCUACAUCCAGGACAAUGUGGGCUGGACCGUCGGCUACGCGCUGCCCACGCUGGGGCUCGCCGUCUCCAUCGCCAUCUUCACCGCCGGCACGCCCUUCUACCGUCACAAGCCCACCUCCGAGAGCCCCUUCGCCAAGAUGGCCAGGGUCAUCGUGGCGGCCGCCAGGAAGCUGGCCGUCUCCGUGCCCGUGGACCCGCGCGACCUGCACGAGCUCGACGAUGAGUACUACGCCAAGAAGAAAGCGGUCCCGCUCCCGCACACGCCCAACCUCAACGUCCUGAGCAAGGCGGCGGUGAAGACCGGCGGCGGUGAAGAAGACCGGUGGUCGCUCAGCACGGUGACGCAGGUGGAGGAGACGAAGCAGAUGCUCAAGAUGCUCCCCGUGCUGGCCAUCACGUUCGUGCCCAGCGCGAUGAUGGCGCAGAUCAACACGCUGUUCGUCAAGCAGGGGACGACGCUGGACCGGCACAUCGGCCCGCGCUUCGAGAUCCCGCCGGCGAGCCUUCAGGGGUUCGUGACCAUCUCCAUGCUGGUCGCCGUCGUGCUCUACGACCGCGUCUUCAUGCCGUUCGCGCGCCGGAUCACGGGGAACCCGCGCGGCAUCUCGCUGCUCCAGCGGAUGAGCGUCGGCCUCGUCAUCCACAUCAUCAUCAUGGGCAUCGCGUCGGUGACGGAGCGGCACCGCCUGGCGGUGGCGCACGAGCACGGGCUCUACGACAGCAAGAACACCACCAUCCCGCUCACCAUCUUCGUGCUGCUCCCGCAGUUCGUGCUCAUGGGCGUGGCCGACGCGUUCCUGGAGGUGGCCAAGAUCGAGUUCUUCUACGACCAGGCGCCCGAGGGCAUGAAGAGCCUCGGCACGUCGUACGCCAUGACGAGCCUCGGCGUCGGCAACUUCCUCAGCAGCGCGCUGCUCUCGACGGUGUCGCACAUCACGGAGCGCCACGGCCGGACCGGGUGGAUCCUCAAUAACCUCAACGCCUCGCGGCUGGACAAGUACUACGCCUUCUUCGCCAUUCUCAACUGCGCCAACCUCGUCGCCUUCUUCUUCGUGUGCCGCUUCUACGUGUACAACGCCGAGGUAUCCCGCGUCGUCGACGCCGGGAGCACCAAGCAGAAUAAGCAGCGGGAAGUGGCGAUGCAGCCGGCGUCCGUGGGCGCAGUGGAGGCCACCCUAUAG